Molecule: messenger RNA, 2472 nt
Organism: Boleophthalmus pectinirostris (great blue-spotted mudskipper)
Lineage: Eukaryota; Metazoa; Chordata; Actinopteri; Gobiiformes; Gobiidae
Product: serine/threonine-protein phosphatase 2A 55 kDa regulatory subunit B beta isoform
Exons: 10
Coding region: 489-1820 (443 amino acids)
Biological process (GO): peptidyl-serine dephosphorylation
Cellular component (GO): protein phosphatase type 2A complex; cytosol
Molecular function (GO): protein binding; protein phosphatase regulator activity
Source: RefSeq, a predicted model, not a curated record
GACAAGAAGAGGCGACUAAACUAAAGCGACAACGCCGGGCUGACAUGAGCAUAGUCAAGUGUUUGGAGCACGCUUGUUGACGCAUAAUCCCGCCCUCCCCAUUGCCACUGGGAGGGGGCAACUUGAGCUGCCUAAACUCCUAUCCUCCAAAAGAGAUUUACAGAGUGCGCCACCCGCUGUUCCAGCAUCUUCGAGUCAUUUUUGUGCAACCCUUUUUUCUGGACGUAAAUCUUCUUUCCGUUUAUGUGGCUGGACUUAUUCAUCCAGGUUUACCGGAAUCGCUCUUACCGUUGCGCGUUUUUCUGACACGACUCGCGUGUAUUGACAUCACCAUCAUCACAAGGUAAUUUCUGAUCAUUGCGUGGAGGUCUAAAGUCAUGACAGCCCCCCCGCUCGUCCCACAGCCCACCUGCUGACGGUACCGGGUCGCGGGAUGAUGGGAGCACGUCUGACGCUCGUUACAAGAUUCAGAACCAGACGAUUUCUCAAUGGACGAAGACAGUGACACCCGGAAAAUCAACAGCGGCUUCCUUCGCGACCACAACUAUGCAACCGAAGCUGACAUUAUCUCAACGGUGGAGUUUAACUCAUCGGGGGAGCUGUUGGCCACCGGGGAUAAAGGAGGCCGAGUGGUUGUCUUCCAGCGGGAGCAGGAGAGUAAAAGCCAGCCCCAGCGCAGAGGGGAGUACAAUGUAUACAGCACAUUCCAAAGCCACGAGCCAGAGUUCGACUACCUGAAGAGUUUAGAGAUCGAGGAGAAAAUCAACAAGAUCAAAUGGCUCCCUCAGCAAAACGCCGCUUACUUCCUCCUCUCCACCAACGACAAAACAGUAAAGUUGUGGAAGAUCAGUGAAAGAGACAAGCGUCCCGAAGGAUACAAUCUGAAGGAUGAGGACGGCCGGAUUCGAGACCCUUCCACCAUCACCUCUCUGCGGGUGCCAGUGCUACAGCCUAUGGAUCUGAUGGUGGAGGCCACAGCCCGGCGCGUGUUCAGUAAUGCUCACACUUACCACAUCAACUCCAUCUCCGUGAACUCUGACCUCCAAACCUUCAUCUCUACCGACGACCUCCGGGUGAACCUGUGGAACUUGGAGAUCACCGACAGAAGCUUCAACAUUGUGGACAUCAAACCGGCCAACAUGGAGGAACUGACGGAGGUGAUCACGUCUGCAGAGUUCCACCCACAGCAGUGCCACACCUUCGCCUACAGCAGCAGCAAAGGCUCAAUACGACUGUGUGACAUGAGGCAGGCUGCUCUCUGCGACAAGCACUGCAAAUAUUUUGAAGAGCCAGAGGAUCCUUCGACUCGUUCUUUUUUCUCCGAAAUCAUCUCAUCCAUCUCAGAUGUGAAGUUCAGCCACAAUGGGCGUUACCUGAUGACAAGGGACUACCUCACAGUCAAAGUGUGGGACCUCCAAAUGGAGAACAAACCACUGGAGACAUACCAGGUACACGACUACCUGCGAGGUAAACUGUGCUCCCUGUAUGAAAACGACUGCAUCUUUGACAAAUUUGAGUGCGUCUGGAAUGGAUCAGACAGCGUUAUAAUGACCGGCUCCUACAACAACUUCUUCCGGAUGUUCGACCGGAACACAAAGCGAGACGUCACAUUAGAAGCAUCAAGAGAAAACAGCAAACCCAGAGCUAUUCUCAAGCCUCGCAAGGUGUGCGUAGGCGGGAAACGGCGUAAAGACGAGAUCAGUGUGGACAGCUUAGACUUCAGCAAAAAGAUCCUUCACACAACAUGGCACCCACAUGAAAACAUCAUCGCUGUAGCGGCUACAAACAACCUCUACAUCUUCCAAGACAAGGUCAACUAAAAGGCCAAACUGCCCACGCUGACCCCUGACCUUUGAACUGGGACACUGGGGGAAAGCACAUUUGGAAAAUAAUAAAGAGAUGGAGUUUAAAUGUACAAUCCUUCUGCUUUUCCCAACGCUGCUAAUUUUGGCUAAUCGACUACUGAGGACUAUCCACAGACUGAAACUGGUGCAGCCUGGAAACAUUUUUGGGGAAUUCCUCCAAAAACAAAAAGGAAAACGGACAGUGAAUUUUAAUUUAUUUAACCAAGCAAACACAAAGGGGAAAGUGAAUCCAAUGCGUUUAUGCAACAGAGGCUCGCUGCAUGAAUAAUGUGUGAUGUAGCAGCCACUUGGACCCUGACUCUAAAAGGGCGGAUGUGGGAAUAUAGCACACAGAGAGACAGCCUACAUGACUGUGGAUGUUUGUCGUGUAGCAACAGCGCCCCCUAUCUUUCAAUCUGCCCUUCUGCACGCUCAGUGUUGAAGGCAAAGACAGCACAACUCAAAGACUCGCUGCUCCAAAAAUGAGAAAGGAGACUGUUAAUGUUUCAAAUUGCCUGUGACAAAAACAAUUACAGGAAUUUUUGGAAUAUUGUGUGUUCCCUGUUCCCUGUAAUAUGAAUGAAAGAAGCCAGAUAAGGCCAUUUGAUUUGAAAAUACCGUUGUUUUU